GGUGGGCCCUUGCACUUGGAACUCACCCAUAGAAAUUUGUCAACAAGGAAACGUUGUCUGGCGUGGCACACUUUUACCUUUUACUUAGUUCCUCAUUUCUCAUCACAUUGCGACCAGGCAUUGACAAAAGGGAGAGCUCGACAGCCGAGAAGAAGGAAACCUUCGCUGGACGAAAACCCAGAGAACGCAACUAAUAUGUUUCCUUAUGCGUACCUGCCUGCUCAUGAGCCACACCCAGCUCCAGAGUGUACGCUCACAUUAUUUCAGUGGCAGAUCGAGCAGGAAGCGUGCAGGUAUGAUGGCAUCUCUCCCGAGCUGCUGAGCUUGCAGGACGCGGACGGCGACACAUGUCUUCACAUAGCUGUGGCUCAAGGCCGAAGGGCUCUGGUGUACAUGCUGUCUUCGAAGCUGGCCAACUGUGGCGCUUUGGAGGUGACGGAUCGACACGGACAGACGCCGCUUCACAUCGCUGCAGCAGCCAAUCAACACCUAAUUGUCGGUGACCUGCUGGUGCACGGCGCAAACAUCCACACCAGAGACUCAUGGGGCCGCUCGCCUCUACACGUUUGCGCUGCGAAAGGAUUCUACCUUUGUCUACAGAGCAUCUGGAAGACUUUCUCAGGAUGUUCACAGAUGAUUGAUACCGAAAUAUUCAAUUAUGACGGUCUAACUCCGCUUCAUCUUGCUGUAUUGUCUCACAAUGCUGUUGAAAAUGAGUGGAGGAGAAUGGCUCAUACUUGUACCAGGGACCAGGACCAGUACCAGCAAAGGAAACAAAUGUAUGUUCUAUGUGUGGAGGCCCUGCUGAACAUGGGCGCCUCCUGUGGGACUGCGGACUUAAAAAGUGGACGGACAUGUUUGCACAUGGCCGCUGAAGAGGCCAAUCGUCAGCUGUUGACGAUCUUCCUCAAGCAGUCGUCUGGGUUGAGCAGUCUGAACAACAAGACAUUCAGCGGCAACACGGCCCUGCACAUCGUCAGCUCCUUACAAAACUAUCCCACUCAGUUGGAAGCAGUGAAGAUGCUGAUGAUAGGAGGGGCCGACCCCACAGCAAGAAACUUGGAGAAUGAGCUUCCCUGGCACCUGGCACACGGAGGACCCGCUGGUGAGAGGGUGCGUCGGAUCCUGAGCGGAAAGCGUUGAUGAGGCCUAAAAGUGCUCAAGAACAGAACACUGUCAGUUAGACAGUCUAACGUAAAUAUUUGCCCUCACGAGGCAGAUGUUGGUCGUUUCAGUGAAACAAAUCAUUGUGAUGUAAUACUCAAUGAGCAAAUGUAGUAGAGCUAGUGUUCAUCGUGUCUUCUUUUAUGAUAGGUUUUAGAUUUCUUGUGUUCAGACAUGGGCGGCACGGUGGACGACUGGUUAGCACAUCUACCUCACAGUUCUGAGAACUGGGGUUCAAAUCCCAGCCCCACCUGUGUGGAGUUUGCAUGUUCUUCCCGUGGCUGUGUGGGUUUCCUCCAACAUCCCAAAAAUCAUGCGUGGUAGGUUGAUUGAAGACUCUAAAUUGCCCGUAGGUGCGAAUGGUUGUUUGUUUAUAUGUGCCCUGUGAUUAACUGGCGACCAGCUCAGGGUGUACCCUGCCUCUCGCCCGAAGAUAGCUGGGAUAGGCUCCAGCACGCCCACAACCCAAGUGAGGAUAAGCGGUACAAAAAAAGGGAUGGUUGGAUGUUCAGACAUGUUUUUUUUUCCUGAAGUUCUCUUACCUUGCUGACAUUUACACAGCCAUGACCGGAAAAGAAAACAUUUUUCUGAACACAACAAAUGUAAAACCUAGCAAAUAUGUGAUACUGAAAUUUGUGUUUUGUACCUACUCAUGUGAGGUUUUCUAUGAUGUACGCUAUUGUGGACUUGUAACUACAAUGAAGUUAUAUUGUGGCACAUGAGCGAGAUGGGUUCAAGUGCAAACAUUAAGCCACUUAUGCACUUCUUUUGUGGAUAUUAAACUAUUAAGUUUUUCUUUCAAUGGAUGCGCGACUUAUUUUUAAUUUUUGAAAUGACUUUGUAGGCAUCUUAACGAUGAGUAAAUGUUUAAAGUUUCAGAAUUGUGACUCAAACCAGACAUCCAUUUUCUUUCUUCCUGUUUUGACUAUGCUGCACUUGUACUAUAUUCAUUAUAUUUUCUGUAGAUACAGUCGGUUUACCUUAUAUACAUGGACUGUGAAGAAGGGAUUGAUUGAUUUUCAACAGUCAGUAAAUCUGAUGGAGUCUUAAUGGCAACUAUAGGAGUUAUGGUAUGAGGAGUGGAUUUUCCCAUCAGCAUUAGCAUUUUCAUCCAUCCAUCCAUCCAUUUUCUGAGCCGCUUCUCCUCUAGCAUUUUCAAGUUGAUCCAAACCCUGUCAUAUCAAGUAAUAUAAUCUAAAUCUACAUUUGCCUUUUGUUGACCAAUCCUGAAAGUGUGUUGAUCAAUUCAUGAAUUUUUGAUUUUUUUUUUUUACUUAACGUCCACACCACCACCGACUUCAAUAUCUUCAUUCAUCGCAAUACCAUCUAAUUUUGUGAGGAAAAAUAAAUUUGAACGUCUUCAAAUGAAAAUGAUGCAUCUGCCAUGUAAUUAUUUUGUAUAUUUGUUUCAGAUACAUUAAACUUACAAGUCAAUGGCACACACAUUGUUAAGUCUGAAAAGGCCAGAACAAGAACAUUGUCUGUCGCAAUAAACAUCUGAAGUUACAGAAAGGAAUCAGACAAACAGUGUGUUGGUUCGACAUAUGGCACAUCCCAAUUUUUCAUGUUUCAGAGGUACAUAACGGCACACAAUAAAAUAAUCUAUACCUA
Molecule: messenger RNA, 2775 nt
Organism: Phyllopteryx taeniolatus (common seadragon)
Lineage: Eukaryota; Metazoa; Chordata; Actinopteri; Syngnathiformes; Syngnathidae
Gene: nfkbiz
Product: nuclear factor of kappa light polypeptide gene enhancer in B-cells inhibitor, zeta
Exons: 9
Coding region: 196-1143 (315 amino acids)
Biological process (GO): regulation of gene expression
Cellular component (GO): nucleus
Molecular function (GO): protein binding
Source: RefSeq, a predicted model, not a curated record